AUGCUCAGUGGCACAAACUCUUGACAGUUCCUGAAGACUCGAAUUCUGUCUAAGAAGCCACUCUCUUCUCAGAGAACAGAAAUGAAUGGACAAGCGUCCCGCAACGCGGGGAGUCUCCAGCAGGGGGCAGUAAAAGUAGGACUCUUCCUUUAUGUGAACCUUUAUGUGAACGCGAAACAGGAAAUAAGGACUCCACGCGGCUUCCGUAUUACAGACCAGUACGCGUCCUGGACUACGGGCGUCGAAGAGUCAUGUGAUUUAGCCAUUUCCGGACGUCUCCCCAGUUUUUCCUGAGCUCUGUUUCCUGCGCCUUUGUAGGGAAGCGUGUACCAGUGCUCAGCGCGUUUCGAGGCCAUUGGAGGCCUGGCCUGGGGCUGCUCUGAUCUGAGAGCAGCCGCAGGAGCAUGGAGGGCUCCUCGGAGAAGGCGCCCGCGGCGGCGCUGGCCGCUGUGCUGAAGCACAGCUCGGCGCUGCCGUCCGAGAGCGCCCAGGUCCGGGGCUACGACUUCAACCGUGGCGUGGACUACCGCGCGCUGCUGGAGGCCUUCGGCACCACUGGUUUCCAGGCCACCAACUUCGGGCGCGCGGUACAGCAAGUCAACGCCAUGAUAGAGAAGAAGUUGGAGCCCCUGUCUCAGGAUGAAGACCAGCACGCAGACCUGACCCAGAGCCGCCGCCCACUCACCGGCUGUACCAUUUUCCUAGGCUACACAUCCAACCUCAUCAGUUCAGGCAUCCGUGAGAGCAUCCGUUACCUCGUUCAGCACAACAUGGUGGAUGUUUUGGUGACUACGGCUGGGGGCGUGGAGGAAGAUCUCAUCAAGUGCCUGGCGCCCACAUACCUGGGCGAGUUUAGCCUCAGGGGGAAGGAGCUACGUGAAAACGGGAUAAACAGGAUCGGGAACCUGCUGGUGCCCAAUGACAAUUAUUGCAAGUUCGAGGACUGGCUGAUGCCCAUUCUGGAUCAGAUGGUGCUGGAGCAGAACACAGAGGGUGUGAAGUGGACACCGUCCAAGAUGAUCGCCCGGCUAGGCAAGGAGAUCAACAACCCAGAUUCGGUGUAUUACUGGGCCCAGAAGAACCACAUCCCUGUGUUGAGCCCUGCGCUCACAGAUGGCUCGCUGGGUGACAUGAUCUUCUUCCAUUCCUACAAGAACCCGGGCCUGGUCUUGGACAUUGUGGAGGACCUGAAGCUCAUCAACACCCAGGCCAUCUUUGCCAAGCGCUCUGGCAUGAUCAUCCUGGGCGGGGGUGUGGUCAAGCACCACAUCGCCAAUGCCAACCUCAUGCGGAACGGGGCCGACUAUGCUGUUUACAUCAACACAGCCCAGGAGUUUGACGGCUCGGACUCUGGUGCCCGGCCAGACGAAGCUGUCUCUUGGGGCAAAAUUCGGGUGGAUGCACAGCCUGUCAAGGUCUAUGCUGAUGCCUCCCUGGUCUUCCCCCUGCUUGUGGCUGAAACCUUUGCCCAGAAGGUAGCUGCCUUCAUGCCUGAGAAGAAUGAGGACUGAACAACUGCGGCCCCAGGGAGGUCUCCCCCGUCUAUUUAUUAGUUUGCAGACCCAAGCCCUCUCCAGCUCCUUGGUCAGUAGCACAUCUACAGUAAACGGUCUCAGCGGUC
This is a messenger RNA of Hipposideros armiger (great roundleaf bat), 1621 nucleotides long. RefSeq names its product deoxyhypusine synthase (gene DHPS). The record is from RefSeq and is a predicted model, not a curated record. Bases 405 to 1511 code for a protein of 368 amino acids. Gene Ontology annotation, molecular function: deoxyhypusine synthase activity. Lineage: Eukaryota; Metazoa; Chordata; Mammalia; Chiroptera; Hipposideridae. Gene Ontology annotation, biological process: peptidyl-hypusine biosynthetic process. The transcript is spliced from 9 exons. Gene Ontology annotation, cellular component: cytoplasm.